CUUAGCCCUGCGUUUUCCUGUGUUUUGAUCCCCCUGUUUCCCUCUCGGUGCUCGUGUUGCGACUGAGAGUUUUCGCUCGGUUGGAGUGUGGUGCGCUGGGCGCCUGUCUGCGACACAACGUGUGGCCUGGAGACCCCUGCGCCCCAGUGAAGUUCGGCAUUUGAUUCAAGACAGCACACCCGUGUACAUAGCGUCACCUCCCCUACCGAAGGGGUGCCCCUUUGCCCCCUUGACCUGCAACUGCAGCCGACAGACCGAACCGGAAGCCACAGCGGUCAACCGCACUCGUGUGCGUGACUGGCAGCAUGGACGUGCCCAGUGGCAUGCCCGAUGAGGACCUCAAGGCCAAGCUCACUCAGGUGACCAAUUUGAGCAAGUUUCGCGCAAGUCGAUCCCGUGCGAGCGAGGGCGAAAGUUUGUUCCGUCCUGUGCUUGUCAGUUGGGCAUCACUGAGAGGGAUUGGAUGGACGCCACCCUCGAGCAGAAGCUGACAACGCUGGAUUUGGUGGCGAAAUUCAAACAACGUCUGGAGCCACCUGCACCCACCGGUGCCGCUGGUACGGACGUAGCUAGGAAACACUGCACACGCGACACGCACACGUGCACCUGGAUGUGCGCUCACGCACGAGGGAGGGACGGGGAGUGAGGAAUCUGUGAGUUGCGUCGGAGUGCGAGUGCUUGGCUAGCCUAGCCAGGAGUGUGUGUGUGCCAUUGCUGUGUAGCAAUGGGGUCGUGGCCAGUGCAGGUGUGCGUGCGGGUGUGAAUGCUCUCCCUCUCUGCUGUGUGUGCCUUGCAGGCCCGUCCGCACCUCCGUUGACUGAGAUGGGCGGCAUGGCAGGUGAGGCGGACGCCCGAGCACCCACAACCACACACACACACACACACGUGAUUGUGCGUGUCUCAUGCCCGUGUGUGUGUGCAGGAGACCUGCCUGCGCCAGGGUCGUUGGGGAAGCGUGACGAGGACACUCUGUCGAUCCAGGAGGCCAGCAAGGUGGCCCUCUCACUGCUGGCCAAACUCAAGGACCACAUCACUGAGAAGGUACGGCUCCUGCUGGGCGAGUGUGUGAUCCGGGGUCACUGAUGUGUGUGUGUGUUGUGUGCAGGUGCGUCAGGCCAAGCAGGUGGCCGAGGACCCCAGCUCGAUACAAGACGUUCCUACACUCGAGGCACUCGGUAGGCGCAGAAAAGCCAUACCACACAGGGAGGAUGUGUUGAUUGACACGUGUGUGUGUGUGUGUGUGUGCAGGUGUGACGUGGGACCGGUCUGACUGCGCCUUCAAGGCAUCCAUGUUCAAAGGACGCAAGAAGGUCAGUCAGUCAGUCCCUCACACACUCACAACUUGCUUAUGAGGAUGGAUCCACAUGUGUGGUGGUUGCAGAUUCAGUGUGCAAGCAAGGCGUACCCGCGCUACCUCAACCCCGACUGCAUCUUCGCCGCGCUCAAGCUAGCACUCCACAUGAAGUGCAACCUCGCCGACGAGUAAGCGACCGACCCCACCCCACACUACAUCAAUGUUGACCUGUGUGUGUGUGUGUGUCAUGUGUGGUGUGUCUGUCAGGUUGGGUGUGUGUACGUUUCUGCACGUCAAUGACAUCGAUGCGAUGCUGGAACCCAUGACACUCGGCAUGACGCAGCAGACGGGAGCCGGUACGCAACACACACACACACACACACGCUCACACACACACACCUCAAUGCCUCCCCUCCUCGUGUGUUUGUGUGUGUGUGUGCUUAGGUGACCUGGUUGGCGACUCGUUCAGCAUGGCCAGCAGCCGGCCGGCCGCGGGCGACAAAUCCCCAUUGCCGGUAAGGGCUUGAACACCAUCGCACCGCAAGGCACCCACCAUCCAUUCAUCUACUGCUUCCACACGUUGUGUGUUCAUCUGUGUCGUGUAUCAGAAGUUGGUCAUCGAGGAUGUGAAUCAGGAGUUGACGGGCCAGGACGCCCACCGUGUGGCCCACACACUCCUCACCAUACUCAGACGCAUCAAGGCCGCACAAGACGCUCUCACACCCACCGUAUGCCAUACAACACAACACACCUUCCCCCCUCUCCCCCACCACACAAGUGUCCCUGGCGGCUGUGUGUGUGUGGGCAGGUUGUUGGUGGUGUGGUGGGCAAGAAGUUGGAGCCGGUGGGCAUAGCGUGGUACCCGCAGCACCUGGCCUUCGUCCCGCAGUUCCUCACCGUCCAGCGGGAGAUGCACUACAAACACCCCAUCAAACCGCACGAUCUCAGCGUUGCCGGUAAUUGCUCACACACACUCAUUCAUUCGCAAUGGUGACACAUGUGUGUGCGUGUGUGUCUGCGCGUGUGAAUUCUGUGUGCAGGUCUGAUUGACGCGCUCAGCCGCGCCAUCGUCGAGCGCAACAUGCUGGCGGCUGAGCUCAAGGUGAGCCAGGCGCCACUUCACCACACCAACGGCACUACACAAGCCCGUGUGUGACUCCCUCUCUCUCUCUUUUCACCCUCCCAUCUGUCUGUCUGUGCAGUACGAGAGUCGUGUGAACCCCGAGGCUGCCAAGGCGGUGGAGGCCACCUUCAUGCGCAUGAUGGCUCAGAAGCACGCAGCCGCACCCGUGGCCAAGACCACCAUCAAAACCACAAAGGUAAGGUACCCACACCCCCCCGCCCGUCUGCCCGCUCGCCACUCGCCACUCGCACUGAGCCAUUGAUGUGUCACGUGUAUGUGUAGGAGGAAGAGUUGACUGACGAGGAGUGGCAUGGCGACGAAGAGACCGCGGGCCGCAAGCGCCCCAGGCCCAAGCACCUCAGGGACACCACUGGCAGUGGGGGCCAGGGCGGGUCGCUGGCCGCAUCAUUGGCCAAGAAAAAGAAGACCAAGGCCAUGACGCUCCAGGUCAUGACGCAGCAGCAACGGGAUGGCCUCGGUGAGUUGCUGGGGCGGGCAGGGGGGAGGGAGGGGGAACAAGACACACACAACGGGGAGGAUAGAUGGAUAUAUAUGUGUGUGUGUGUGUGUGUGUGUCAGCUUCAAUAGAUGAGGGCGACUUGUUGGCGGAGAGUCUGCUCAUUCAGCUCAGACGGUGGCUGCGGGCGACAGGGGAGAGCAAAAAAGGUCGGCCUGACCGCACCCACUAACCACACAGGCAGAGUGUGUCACACUCAGCACCUCAUGCCCAUGUGUGUGUUCCCUCUCUGCUUGUAUGCGUCCUUCACACGACAGGUCAGUUUGGACUGUAUUGGCAGCGAGGCGUCAAGGGCUUCUCCACUGCCUUCCGUAUGGGCGACAAGCUGACCACGUCCGACCCCCAGUCGCCCCCCGACCUCAGCGAGAUCAACAUACGGAUCGCACUCAAGUCAGUCUCACACAAAAUGAGUGGAUAACGUGGCGCGUGUGUGACUGAUUGGGUGGCUGUCUGUGUGUCUGUGUGUCUGUGUGUCUGUCUGCAGGAAUGCCAUCCUCGAGCGCAACAUUUUGGCCCAGGGUCUGCCCAACAAGUCGUUCAUCCACCCGGAUUGUGUCGACCAGGUGCGAUCCACACACACUCGUGAACACCCUCAACUCACACAGAUAUCUACUCACGGAUGUCACCAUGCCAUGUGUGUUCUACGCCACUGCAGUUGUCGGGUGCGGUGGAGGUGACUCGCGAGCAGUUUCUUCUGCGCGAGAUGAAUGCCAGCAUGGGCAUCUCAGACGUGUCCGGCACCAGCAACCCGCCAUCCCCUGCCAUGCCAGCACUCAUGCAGCCCAGCCAGAAGGCCGCAGCCAAGACGCGCACCAGCUCGCGGAUGCCGCGGUCCACCACGCGACAUGCCACCGUCAUGCUCAACGCCGUCAUGGCCCACUACCAGGAGAACUUCCACCCACACGACCCGCUGCGCAUCCACUGGGACCCCACCUCACAGGCAAGGAUACAUACGUGGGUGUCUGUCAGGGGUCAGACCUGACGUGGUCAUUGGUGCUGUAUGUAUGGUGUUGUCGUGUGUUGUGUUGUGUUGUGUGCAGGGUUACCUUGUGGGCCCUGUUGAUGAUCCUGAGAACGAGGCGUUGCUGUUCACACCCAACGACGACGGAGACAAAAGCAGCCUAGAGGUGCGUUCGUGGGUGGGUCGGUGGCCUGACCACCCGUCUGACCACCAUCAAUGUGCUCAAAUCACUCUGUGUGUGUGUGUGUGUGUGUUCAGGAGGCUUUGAUCGAUGCGUUGCGUGCGGCGGGUGCGCCGGCCGGUCUGCUGGACAUCUUCCACAACGGGGUGCUCGACGACCUGCUGGCCGAGCCCGUCGCGGUCAAAGAGGAGGAGGAGGGCGGAAGGCGCGGCAGAGUCAAAAAGUAACCUUAUCCCUCACACACAGACACACAGAGACACACACAGACAGACGGCAGGAGUAAGGAAACCGGUGUGUGUGGUUGUGUGUUUGGUUGGCAUGGCAGGCACACGCCGGCGACAGGCAGCCGUGGCAAGUACGGUGCUGGGACGACCAGCGUGCACGUGCCCGUCAUGGCCGGCCGGGACUACAACAGCCACGCCUCUGCUUCCGCUACUGCUGCUGCCGCCAGUGAGUUGCCUGCAUCAAGUAGGGUCAGGGAGGGAUGCAUUGGUUUGUCGAUCUGUGUGUGUGCAGGUCGUUCGUCCAACGCCCCUGUGCCAGCGCCGUCCCACGACCGGGCGUACUGGAGCCAAGACUACGAACUCACACUCACUGGUACACACAGAGACACUGACAGACAGAGAGAGGGAGGGAGGUGAACGGGAUACGCGAGAACAACCUGUCUGUCUGUCUGUCUGCCUGUCUGUCUAUGAUCAGAGACGAUUCGUCACGCCAACGUGUUGCUGGACCAGCUGCGUUACACCAACGACAUGCCCAAGAAGAGCCUCCCGCAGCGGUCCACCGGGGUGGGCGGCGGGGCCAUACCCGGACUGGGCAUCUACUGGUCCAGGAACGAAUCGGCAUACAAGGUACACACACACACAGGGAGGCAGGGAGGAAUGUGAGUGAUGUGGACUGAGUGCGUGUGCGUGUGGUGUGGUGUCCAUUGGUCUGGUGGUUUGCAUUGCAGACGGUGUUUUUCCGUAGCGGCAAGCACUACUGGGGCAAGACGCUCUACGUCCGCCCUCCCUCGCCAAAGGCACUGCUCGAAGCUCUCGAGGUAAGCAGGUGCACAUUGCUUUGCCACACGCAUCCACAUACACGGGCGGUGUGCACACGGAUUUGUGUGUGUGUGUGGGCUAACUAAGGUCGCUGUUGACUGCCGGAACGAGCUGGCCCGCAACGUCGGCAUUGACCACUGCAUCUCAUUCGAAAUCUGCGAAAAGUACUGACUUACGCCCAACAGAGGCAGCAGCCACAGAUGAAGCGGAGGCACAUCACGUGUGUUGUGUAUGUGUGGGGUGGGUCGUUUCGUUCUUUGCUCAGGUACGGUGUUCCUCCCGACCCCUUCAAGAUGCAGCAGAGGAACCGCAUGAGAGCCAAACCCAAAGCCAAAGACAAAGACAAAGACACACCUGGUAGGGUACCUACCUGCACACAGCAUCGCACAGCAGACAAUGCACAGCUCAAACAAACGUUAACUGUGCUGUGUGCUGCCUCUGUUUUGUUUCUCUCUCUCUCUGUCAUCAGCGAUCAUUGUCCCCAGUGCGGCCAAGAAACGCGCCGCUGCCAAGGCAGAGAAGGCAAAGGAGCCCGGUAAAGUAGAUAAGAAGAUGACUACACAAGACGAGACUAUAGACGCCACAUCAAACCAAACCACACCGCAUACAUACACACCGAACGUGUGUUUCUCUCUCUCAGAGGAGGAGGAGUUGAAGGAGGCCAAGGGUGAGCACACGACGGUGGCCCAGGGCUUCCUCCUGCAGAUGCGCAUCGCGCUGCGGCUGGAGCGGCCCAACGCACGCUCAAACCUUGGCAUCUUCUGGCGACCCGACGAGGGGUUCGUCACGGCCUUCAAGGUCGACGACAAGGAGGCAGUGGGCAACACCUACCCACCCAAGAAACCCAUCACCAGUAGGAGAACAGAAAGGAAACGGGGGUCUGGCCUGCACGUGUGUGGUUCGUCCAAAUGUGUGUGUGGCAUGAUCUGAUUGUGUCAGUUCGUUCGCUGCGCAAGGCUUUGCGUGAGUCCAUCGACGAGCGCAAUCGGCUGGCCGAGAGCGUGCAGUCGUCUUCGAGACUCAACCCUGCCGUGGUCGAACAACUCAGCUCUGACACUCAGGUGCCUACACACAACCACACACACACACACACACAGACGGAGAACAAUCUUCUUUCUCUGUGUGUGAUGGAUGAACAUUCAUGAAUCAGGAUUUGGGCAAGGGUGCGAGCAUCAAGCACAUCCCGCUGCUGAAGGUGUGUCUGGACCCCUCCAGUGGCACCAGUGCCGACGGCGAGUCAGCAGACGGAUCCACAAUGAAAACUGAAGACGGUACAGACCACACACACACACACCCAUACACAGGACUAGAAACACAUAGAUAUCUCUCUGUGUCUUUCUUCGACUCUGAACACAACACAACAUACGUGCAGAUUCGCUGACGUUGUCAGCUUUGCGUUUGCUCGAGGAGGUCCGUGGCGAGUGGAAGCGGCAUCUCAAGGCACAGAUGGCGCCCACUGCCGACGCUGCAGCUCUCCCCCCCACUCCACACGUGCCCCUGGGGGUGGACUGGGACGUCAAGGAGCUCUCCUUCGUCGUCGACGGACACCACAAGCCGCACAGCGCCGCGGCGCUACUCGGUGCACAGCCAAGCGACCGGCCCACCCACCCUCUCAUCAAGCCGCCCACCCUGACCAAGGAGGGCGUCCAGGCGGCCUUGCGUGAGGCGUUGCGUGCCAAGCAUGUGCCCGAGCACAUCUUCGAGCGUGCGUUGGAGGCCUACAAGAAGCGGUGGGGCAGCCAGGAGUCACCGAGUGGCGGCAUAGCGGCAGCACCUGCUGGGCCCGCUGCUGGUGCUGGUACUGCCGGAGGGUCGCCGGGGAGCCGACGGGAGGGCAACGGGGCCAGCUCGGAUGCUACGCAGGUACAUGUAUCUAGCCACGGACAAAGAGGUGUCGGUCGGGGCGCUAGUGCACUGCACGUGUGUGUGUGGUUUGUGUGUGGUCACUUGGUUCAGGUGGGUGAUAUGAUGGGCGGCAUGCAUGCCGGCAGCGACACCAUCACCGUCAAGCAGGAGAUGCCGGACAACGUCCAGCAGGGUAACAAGAUGCACACACACCACACCAGCCGACACACAUCCUAUCCACGGCUGCCCUGCUCUGUGCGUGUGUGUGUAUGUAUGUGUGUGUGUUGGUUCAGACCCCAGUGUGAUGCCGAUGCCAGGGCCGGGUCAGCCCCAGCCACCGGCGGUGUUCCACCACCCGCCCCCACCAUUCUACCCUCCACACUUCCACAGCGGCGCUCCUCCACCCAUGCCAUUCCAGACUCUCUACCAGACCGCUCCACCACCUGGUAGGGUGGGUGACACAUUCAUCCACUCAUACACACACAGAGAGAGAGCUGACGGCGCCGUUUCUCAUCUCUCUUGGCUCUGUAUGUGUGUGUAUGUUUGCAACAGGCAUCCACUCGCCGGCUCAUGCGUUUGCGGCAGCAGCAGCUGCAGGGUACGCCCCGGUGCCGGCCUGGCCGCCGCCCUUCGGUGCUGGCGGUGCGGCCAUGGGGUACCCCUCACGGAUGCCCCACAUGCCGCCCAUCAAGAUGGAGGGAUUCGUCGCACCCGGCGCGCCCCCCUCCUCGACCACGCAAGGCCAGCAGAUGUGAAUCAAUCAACGGGGGUUGGGGUGGGUGUGCAGGGGGUGAGGGAUGGCUCGUGGGCGUGGCGUGCUGUAUUGCUUCCUGCGGGUGGUGGUGAUGUGAUGUGAGAUACUGCUUUGGGUGGUGGGUGAGGUGCGUCGGGCGAAUGGAAUGGGUGGCUGAAUGGGAUGGGUGGCUAGCAUAGAUGGAUAUAGGCGUGGGCUCGGCGCCUCUUUUUUCCUUGUUGUAUCCGAUAGAUCGGUCUGGGCGGUCGGGGUGAGUGGGUUGGUUGUGUGUCUGUGUGUGUAAUGUAUAUCAUGUCAUCUCGUGCGUGUGUAAACGUGGCAAUUGUGGUCUGUCUGUCGUCGGUCUGGCACCGCACCGUACCGUCUGUGUGUCUGUGUGUCUGUCUGUCCACCUCUCGCCUCACUCUCCCGGUGUGUCGGUAGUAGACAGAUGCGACAGCAUGCAUGGCAUGGCAUGGCGUGACUGCAAGACAGAAAGAGAUACGAUACUCAUGGACGGACGAUUGCCAAAUGCAGCGGGGGGGUGGCUUUGUGUUGCUUUGUCUUCUGGGCGGUUAGCAAACGAGCGAGAGAGAAUUCGGCCGAUAGAUGAGAUGUGGUGGUGCUUGGUGCGUUUUGACCUACCUGGCUGGCCGGGCCUCCAGAGUGGCUGGCCGUCAGAUUGUGUUCAGCCUGACCGUUGUUUUGUUUUCGCACCAACGCACACCACGUCGAUCCACAUCCCUCCGUUUGUCUAGUCUCUUCCCUUGGUCUGUCGGCUGAGCACCUACCUGCCUCUCUGCCUCUCUGCCUGCCUGCCCCUUGCCAGCAAUGCAGUAGCGAGAUCGGCACAAAACGCGCCUCCAAUGCAUCCAGAACAGAGAUUCUAUCCAGUCCAUUGUCCAUUCUACCCGUCUCCCCGUCUGCCUUCCUGCCUUGCCUUCCUUGCUGUGGUCCGCCUGUCUGCCUGUCUGUCUACCUGUCUGUCUGUCUGUGUAUCUAAACCAUGCCCUUCCGUGUACACAGUGAAGUCCUGGCUCUCUCCUCUGCUUCCUCUCACUGACCUAAGCGGCUGGGUGGCUGGCCGGGCGAGUGUGGGUAAGGGUGCGAGUGUGAAUGCGUGGAGGUGGAGGUGGGUUGGGGGCAAGGCAAGGUACACCAGACACCACACACUCAGACAGGCAGGCAGACAGGCCGACCGCCCAUUGAUUGCCCCGUGCAUUUGUCGUCUGUUCGUACCACAUGUGUGUGAGGGGAGGGAGUGUGGGUGCCUAGCAGACCGUGUGGGAGACCGAGUGCGUAACCGUACCUGUGUAUAAGAUUCGUAUUUUUGCCUGGCUGGCUGGCUGGCUGGCUCCUGGUUGUCUGUCUUGUCUAGUGUGUGCAUACGACUGCUGACGGACGGUGGCCGGGCUGGGGGCCGGGGGGGAAGGCGUGUGAAGGCGGGUUUUUCGUACCUACCUACCGAGACAUACACACACACACAGAUGCAGUGCAGCAAACACAAGGUGGAUUGGAGGACAAGGCACUUUUCAAGGCUGGGGAUGGGGUGGCUAAUGCGUACACGUAGACAACACAAUGACUGAUCUAAUCCAUGUAGCCUGUCUGUCUGGGGGAGGGAGGGACAGGUCGAUGCUCAGCCUGGCUCCGAUUGACACACGUGACGAGCCAAGCUAGCUGUCGGUCGCCCCCGCCUCUCACCCCUCUCUCUCUCUGUCUCUCACUGCGGGCGGGUCACUCACAGGCAGACACCCACGCACAUGAAGCUCGAUCUCUCUAUCCCUCUGUCUGGCUAGCACAUGGCUCUUUGGUCGUGAUGUCUAGGUCUAGGAGAAAUACCCACCUCCCUGGCGGAGCGGGCAAUAAGUAAGACCAUCCAUGAGUGCCUGUCGGCCUGCCUGUAUGCCUGCCUGCCUGCCUGCGUGACAAGCUCGCCGAGCCUGGUGUCUGUCUGUCUGGCUACCUCUGUUCCAUCCCGUUCAUCCCAUGGGUUUAUUCGGCCAUCUAAUGCGGUGGGUUUCUGACCCAUGGAGCGGAUCGAUCGGUAAUGGAACGGAGGGUGGAUGGGCACGACCUGCCGGCCCGGCUUGGCUGGUUGCGUGGGUGGGGGGCUGGCUGAUGUGUGCGUGUGUGUGUGUUUGGACUGGCUGCUUGGCUGACUGUGUGGCUGUUUGGAUGGCUGGAUGGAUGGAUGGAUGGACACACCACAUAGACACACCAUGUGCAAAGGACACUCUGAUCUAAUAAGCUCAUUACGGCGGC
Molecule: messenger RNA, 9959 nt
Organism: Vitrella brassicaformis
Lineage: Eukaryota; Vitrellaceae
Source: the annotation of a GenBank genome assembly